This is a messenger RNA of Sphaeroforma arctica JP610, 245 nucleotides long. RefSeq lists its product as hypothetical. The annotation marks the transcript as partial. The transcript has a single exon. Gene Ontology annotation, molecular function: protein binding. Lineage: Eukaryota; Ichthyosporea; Ichthyophonida. The record is from RefSeq and is a predicted model, not a curated record.
AUGACCGAGUGCCAACACACGCUGCAGUGGCACCAAAUCGGAAACAUCGUGCUCAACGUAAUGAAGUGUCUGGACGCAAAGGACAUAUGCGUCGCCUCACAAGUGUGUGGUCUGUGGUGUGACAUCGGCACACUCGACGAAAUAUGGAAGCCAGUGUACAUGAAGCAGUUCCUGCUACCCCCCCCUACAGUAUGUUGUGCGCGUGUGUUUCUCGACGGUUUGAACGCGCAUUGCAAAAAAAGAAG